CGAGGGAGGCGGGGCGGACGUCGCGCGUGGAACGCCCGGGCGGAGACGCGGCGGCCGGGUCACGAGCGCUUGCGGGCGCCCGGCGGAGCUGCUGCGGAUCAGGACCCGAGCCGAUCCCCGAUCCCGACCCCGAUCCGGAUUCGCGCUCCCGCCCCCGCCCCGCCAUGUACGACGCCGAGCGCGGCUGGAGCUUGUCCUUCGCGGGCUGCGGCUUCCUGGGAUUCUAUCACGUCGGGGCGACCCGCUGCCUGAGCGAGCACGCCCCGCACCUCCUCCGCGACGCGCGCAUGUUGUUCGGCGCCUCGGCCGGGGCGUUGCACUGCGUCGGCGUCCUCUCCGGGAUCCCGCUGGAGCAGACUCUGCAGGUCCUCUCAGAUCUUGUCCGGAAGGCCAGGAGUCGGAACAUUGGUAUCUUCCAUCCAUCCUUCAACAUAGGCAAGUUCCUCCGACAGAAUCUCUACAAAUACCUCCCGGCCAAUGUCCACCAGCUCAUCUCUGGCAAAAUAUGCGUCUCACUCACCAGAGUGUCUGAUGGGGAAAACGUUCUGGUGUCUGACUUUCAGUCCAAAGACGAAGUCGUGGAUGCCUUGAUAUGUUCCUGCUUCAUCCCUUUCUACAGUGGCCUUAUCCCUCCUUCCUUCAGAGGCGUGCGGUAUGUGGAUGGAGGAGCGAGUGACAACGUACCCUUCAUUGAUGCCAAAACAACCAUCACCGUGUCGCCUUUCUAUGGGGAGUACGACAUCUGCCCUAAAGUCAAGUCCACGAACUUUCUUCAUGUGGACAUCACCAAGCUCAGCCUACGCCUCUGCACAGGGAACCUCUACCUUCUCUCAAGAGCGUUCGUCCCCCCGGAUCUCAAGGUGCUGGGAGAGAUAUGCCUUCGAGGAUAUUUGGAUGCGUUCAGGUUCUUGGAAGAGAAGGGCAUCUGCAACAGGCCCCAGCGGGGUCUGAAGUCAUCCUCAGAAGGGAUGGAUUCUGAGGUCGCUGCGCCCGGCUGGGAAAACACAAGUCUGGAUUCUUCCCCGGAGCCGGCUGCCUUGGCUAUGAGGCUGGACGGAGACGAGCUGCUAGACCACCUGCGUCUCAGCAUCCUGCCCUGGGAUGAGAGCAUCCUGGACACCCUCUCGCCCGAGCUCGCUACAGGUACCCCCUCCUCAGGCUGGGCACGGGCAGCACCUUGUUUGCUUUCUUGCGUGGUAUGGAGGAAGAUGGUACUGCCACAUGGGAGCGAUAGGGUGAGGCAACCGGGACAGGCUGUCGGGAACAUCUCCUUCCAUGUGUACAGCCUGGUCUGCUGCUGUCACUCCCAGCACAGCCCCCCAAUCCUGGCACCUUGCCAAGUCUCCCCAUGGGGUCAUGACCAGGAGGAAAACAAACUCCAGCUGAGCCCCUUGGGGUUCUCCAUACAGGCUCCUCCUGCAGCAGCUGGGCCCUCUCUACCCCUUCCCAACCCUGUCUCCCCAACAUGGCACCUGAGCUCCUGCCAACCUGGAUUUCAUGGGCCCCAAGGAUGGGGGUCCUGCCUCUGGGACUUGGCCCAUUACUUGGAGCUCCUUUCCGGUUGCCACCCUCCACCUGUCCAGCCAUCUCAAGGCUCCUUUCUUGAGGCUGCUCUUAAUUUCUCCCUUCCCCUAAACCCACAAUUUUGAACCUCCAUAGAAUGGUGCUGUAUUUUAUAAUGUCAUCAAAUAUUGAAUGGACAGACAGUGCUAUGGUCCAAAUGAUUGUGUCCCCCCCGGAAUUUAUCUAUUGAAAUCCUAACCCCCAAAAUGAUGGUCUUAAGAGGUGGGGCCUUUGGGAGGAGACUAGGUCCUGAGGAAAGGGCUGUCAUGAAUGGGAUUGGUGCCCUUAUUGAAGAGACCCAAGAGACGUCCCUGUCCCUUCUACCAUAUGAGGACACAGAAGGUGGUGUCUAUGAAGAAGCAGGCCCUCACCAGACACCAACACGUCUGCUGCCCCUUGAUCUGGGACCUCGCAGCCUCUAGAACUCUGAAAAAUCGAUGUUUGUUGUUUUAUAAGCCACUCAGUUGGCGGCGUUUUGUUAAAGUAGCCUGAACACGGACUAAGUAAGACAGAGGAACCCACAAACCAGCUAUGGAGUCAGGCAUUUGCAGAAAUUAAAAAAUGAGUCAGACAUAGCUCCUUGUUCUUGAGGUACCAACACCCUAGGAGAUGGGAGACAGCAGCUGCCCAGGUGCAUUAGGUUGUUCUCGCAUUACUGUAAAGAAAUCCCCGAGACUGGGUAACUCAUAAAGAAGGAGGUUGAAUUGGCUCACAGUUGCACAGGCUUGACAGAAAGCACGGUGCUGGCAUCUGCUCAGCUUCUGGGAAGGCCGCAGGAAACUUACAAUCAUGGCAGAAGGCGAAGG
Messenger RNA from Cercocebus atys (sooty mangabey), 2369 nucleotides. It is a transcript of the gene PNPLA3, whose product is annotated as patatin-like phospholipase domain containing 3. The transcript has 6 exons. The record is from RefSeq and is a predicted model, not a curated record. NCBI's taxonomy places the organism in Eukaryota, Metazoa, Chordata, Mammalia, Primates, Cercopithecidae. Gene Ontology annotation, molecular function: triacylglycerol lipase activity; 1-acylglycerol-3-phosphate O-acyltransferase activity. Gene Ontology annotation, cellular component: lipid droplet; cytoplasm; membrane. Bases 165 to 1649 code for a protein of 494 amino acids. Gene Ontology annotation, biological process: triglyceride catabolic process; lipid homeostasis.